Tricharina praecox is the source of this 509-nucleotide messenger RNA. RefSeq lists its product as uncharacterized. The record is from RefSeq and is a predicted model, not a curated record. The coding region runs from base 9 to 275 and encodes 88 amino acids. Lineage: Eukaryota; Fungi; Ascomycota; Pezizomycetes; Pezizales; Pyronemataceae. The transcript has a single exon.
GGCGUGGGAUGGGGGCGGGGCACGUGAUCACUUGCUCGUUUUCGCAGCUCGCUCGCUGUGCUUUUCGAUGUUGCUGCUGUUGUUGCUGGGCACUUGCACUUGGGGCGGUGGAGGAGGCGGUGGGGCUUCUCGUGCACUUCCACUGCACCGCACUGCAAACUAGUAUCUACGUGGGGAAGAAUGGAGGCGGGCAAGGGGAUGGGGGAUCGGUCGGUCCGUGCAGGCAUGCUAUGGGGAGGGGGGCGGAUUCGACAGAAGUACCAGUGUCGACAUAACCAUCAAGAGUAGAGGGGAGUAGAGGGGAGUAUCGUAGCGGCGGAGGGUUGAGCCGAUCUUGCGCUGCUCGCUUCGCUGCACUGACUGGACUUGUCUCGUCUCGUCGCUCGAUGGUGGCCGAUGAUGGCUUGUGCUUGUGCUUCUGCUUCUACUUCAGUGGUGGUGGUGGUGGUGGUGGGGAUGUCUCGCGCGCAGGCUCAGGCUCAGGUUCAAGCUCAGGCUCAAGUUCAAGC